Molecule: messenger RNA, 942 nt
Organism: Dryobates pubescens (Downy woodpecker)
Lineage: Eukaryota; Metazoa; Chordata; Aves; Piciformes; Picidae
Gene: SPMIP4
Product: chromosome 4 C7orf31 homolog
Cellular component (GO): centrosome
Source: RefSeq, a predicted model, not a curated record
AUGAAGAUUUUUGAUAUUGAUUGCACUGAUUCAGAUAAAGUGUGGGAGGAGCAGAUGAACACAGGUCACUUCAGGCAUGAAGUUGUCAGCAUUCCCUCCAACUGUCAGAAGAAGGCUGUGCACUGGCCAGGACAGCACACAUACUUCCAAGUUCUUUUCAGCCUUCAGCUUCCUACAUUUGCUGAAGGAAAGGGUCAAAUCCACCAUACAAAUCCAACAAAGAUAGUGGCCCCCAACUCCACUUUUAAAGAGACAGGAGAUAAUCUCACAGUUAGAACAAUCAAUGCACUAUGAAACGCUGAGAGAGCUCUGGGGAUCACAACAUACAGUUAGGACUUCACAGGAAGAGGUCCUAUGAGUCCACUUAUUCUGGAUAACUAUUAAGUUGGCAGAUUAAGUGGAGAACAAGGUGAAGACAUUGAACUAAUGAAAACAUUUCAGUCUAGUCUCUCAUGAGCAGCACUUCUUGAAGGAUGUACUGCACGUUUACUUCAAGGUCUGCCCCAUGAAUCAAUUCCACAAGAACUGCACUCCUCCAGUGCUCAGAUGCUUCUGCCUUUAUUCAAUGUUCCUACUGUUGUAGCCAGCAACUCAAAUACAAUAAAACCAGUGGCCAGUCUAGGUCAGCAGCAUGAAGUGACAGAAAAAGCAUUGCAGCUUACAACAAGGCCUGAACUUGAAUCCCUUCCAAAAUUUGCAUCAUGUCAGCCUGCAUGGAGACCAGAGGAUGGGCCAGGAGAGCCAUCACUGCCUGAAUGGAUCCAUAGCUGUCAGGUUCCUUGGCACCAGGUAACUCUGGAACUGCAGCAUUCCUCCUCUAAGACAACAGCCCAAAAAUAUUUUCAUGAUUUCAUACCAGGAGAGACAAAAGAGCUCAGAAAUACCAUGACUGAGGGAAAGAGACACAAAUUCUAUGGUUUCAAUGUUAUUUUAUUCCUUUAA